Carassius carassius (crucian carp) is the source of this 1383-nucleotide messenger RNA. RefSeq names its product E3 ubiquitin/ISG15 ligase TRIM25-like. The coding region runs from base 142 to 1383 and encodes 413 amino acids. Lineage: Eukaryota; Metazoa; Chordata; Actinopteri; Cypriniformes; Cyprinidae. The record is from RefSeq and is a predicted model, not a curated record. Gene Ontology annotation, biological process: intracellular transport. Gene Ontology annotation, molecular function: zinc ion binding. The transcript is spliced from 3 exons.
CUAUUAAAGAGCUCGAAAGUAGAGUAUUGCAUUAAAGUGAAAGAAAACAGUCAAGAGAUUCCCACUGCUGACUCACUCGAUUCCAAACAAACGAAACGAAAACUUACACACGUCCAAGUUUCGUUUGUGGAUCCAGCAGAAAUGAUGGCAGCUGAAGCGUUAUACGAUCAGGAAUCUCUCAGGUGUUGCGUCUGUCUGGAUGUCUUCAGGAACCCAGUCAUAAUUCCCUGUGGACACCGUUUCUGUAAGGACUGCAUUACAGGUUUGUGGGAUAAAGAUGUGUGCAGAUGUCCUCAGUGCAAACAAACCUUUCCCAACAAACCUGUUGUCAGUGACUGGCUGCAGAUGAAGGAGCUUUCUGAGAAACUGAUGAAGAUGAGACCAAAGGAGGAGGAAGAUGAAGAUGCUGAAGCACAUGAAGCGAGCUGUGAUUCCUGCACCUCCAGAAGAACCAAAGCGGUGCAAUCCUGCCUCACCUGUGUCUCCUCAUUCUGCAGAAAUCACCUGGAGAAGCACAAUGAUCUGUUUGGAUGGAAGAAACAUCUGCUGACCGAAGCCACGGAUCUUCAGAGCAAAACCUGCUCUCUUCAUGGGAAACUGAUGGAUGUCUUCUGUCGCACUGAUCAGAAGUGUGUCUGUGUGCUGUGUGCUAUACAUGAACACAAGAAGCAUGACAGCAUCUCAGCUUCAGAGGAAAGAGCAGACAGACAGAUCAAGUUAAUGGAAACACGUGAGAAGUUUCAGCAGAACGUCCGAGACAGAGAGAAGGAUUUCAAAGAGCUAAAGCAGGCAGAAGACUCCAUCACAGUGAGUAUUGAUUGCAUCCUCAGGAGACAACUAUUUCAGAAGAAACACCUGAGAAGCGUUUCAAAGGUCCAGAUAAAGUCCUCUCAAGGUCCUGCUCAGCGGGACCAGAAGAAUGUUUUCCGUUUUGGGGAAUCAGUGGCAGAAUUUACCUUCAGUUUCCAGCACGUUCCCCUUAAAUCCACUUCUGUGGAGGCUUCUGGCUCAGAUCAUGCAGAAGAAACACGUAAACAUGAAAACGAAGAGGACUAUAAGCCGGUUGUGCUGUUACCUGAUCUAGUUGAGAUCUUGACUGGAGAGGAGAAUGAGCUAGUGGUUUUCAGUCACAGAGCCAAACUAUAUCGCUAUGACAAAGAAUCACCGCAGUGGAAGGAAAGAGGCAUAGGUGACCUUAAAAUACUUCAGAACAAUGAAAGCAGACGUGCAAGACUCGUGAUGAGGAGAGAGAAGGUCCUGAAGUUAUGUGCAAACCACUGGAUUACUCCAAACAUGAAGCUGGAGCCGAUGGAAGCGUCUGAGAAAGCGUGGACAUGGAGCGCUCUUGAUUUGCUGAUGGACACAGCAGCGUUCAGACAUUAG